Leptomonas pyrrhocoris is the source of this 5245-nucleotide messenger RNA. RefSeq lists its product as hypothetical. NCBI's taxonomy places the organism in Eukaryota, Euglenozoa, Kinetoplastea, Trypanosomatida, Trypanosomatidae. The transcript has a single exon. The record is from RefSeq and is a predicted model, not a curated record. Bases 239 to 5245 code for a protein of 1668 amino acids.
GCGACCUGGUGACAUCUCUUUUCACUCAGUUGCGCUGGCAUAACUGUUCUCUUUUUUUCGACUUUUGUGCAGACAAAUUCAAACGUGAAAUUAAACCUACCUUUUUCUUUCAGACAUACCCAGUACAUAUCACACUAUACAAAGCAGCUAGUUUUAUGCUUCACACUCACGCUGAAGAGAAUCGGUGCCAAACGAACGCUGCACGCGAUCGACUUCUAUUUUCCCCCUUUCUGGCACGAUGGGUGCUUCGUCGUCUUCUCUGUUGUUUCGUGAAACCUAUGUAGGCCUUCAGAAACAAUGGAAUCUGCGGUCGGAAGCGUACACAGUAGAGGACGAGGCUAGUGUGAAUGAGCGUACGCGGCUCUUUGAGUCCUGUGCGACUGAUCGCUCUCGGAACGCUUCCAAAAAGUUACUGUCUCGCGGAAAGCGCGUUUUCAAAUGCAGUCCACUACUUGUUGAGCAAUUCCGUCUUGUGGACCUUCCAUUUAACGAGGAAGACAAGAAGAAAACUCUUCACCCGUACACGGCAGUGCUUUACCAUCGACUACAAGUGGCGGUUUCAGCCGAGCACGCAUACCAGCUGCUCCCAAAAGAACCUAUAAAUGCGUGUGUCACUCACUUUUUAUCCCGCUGGGAUUAUCGAAUUUGGAUGAUCGCCUGCUGCGAAUUUUUUCACGUGCUGGCUGCCUUUGAGGCGUCGAAGACGCUUCCCAAAGCAGUGAAGAGCUUCAUGAAAUCGAUUUCCAAGCUGUUGAAAAGUGAUAAUGAUCCAGCUCUGUCGAAGCUGGGAGCUGCUGCCGAUAGUAAGACGCAAUACGAAUUCACCGCUUGUAUUUGGGAGGAGGGAGCUGCGAUACCAAUAACAACGGAGCUGCUGACACCAAAAGUGCUCAGUGUACUGAAAACGCAGCUUCCGUGGUGUUUUGCGGACAUUGGAAAACAAGACGGCCACGAUAGCUCACUGAUCGCAAAGCGUCUGAUCAAUCUUGCAAGGGAAUACGAAAUUCGACUAGAAAAGGUGAUGAACCUGCAUGGUAGCAAUCCCUUGUCUGCUCCUGGUAUAAAAGAGUCGCCUACAAGUCUCUCGUUUCUGGCCUUCGUCGAGUGGGCCGCUUUGCAAUGCGCGCUCUCAGUGUGCGGACCGGAGGAAAACCCUGGCUCCUACGGCGUGGUGCAAAUCGAGUACUCUGAGAAGGUGUUGAAGCACCAAAACGACGCGAUGCACUUGUGGUGGAUACGGCUUCAUCGUCUCGAGACAGUGGAGGAACAGCUAGCGGAGUUGGAACUGCUAGGAGAUCGCUCUGCAUCGUACCUACGAUUGCGGGUCGAGCAGAGAGAGAUCAAGGAGGAGACUGAGAAACUUUUUGCUAGCUGGCGCGGAUCUCACUUUAGUUUGACAGCUGCCGAAAUCAUGGAAAAGUGCUCAGAGAUGCUGGACAUUAGUCAAACCUUGCCCGACAACAGCGUACACGAGUUGCUUUCUUCUAAGGCCUUCGCGAACGCCAUCAGAGACUCUGACACGGAGACCAUCGACACAGCAGGUAAGUUUCGCAAGUAUUUGAAGGCCUACCUUGCCUUGCACGACCUCUACCGCGAUGUUCUACUGCAACAGCUGGACGCAUCACGGAAAGACGGAACAUACGACAUCUCAUGCUUGCCUGACAGCGUGAAUUUUGAGUCGUUCCGGGCGGCGCUCUGGGGCUCGCAGAUGCGCCACGACAUCGACCUCGAUCCUCUCAUUGUCGCUGUCGAAGGCGGAAAAGGAAUCUUGAGUGCGGACGAGGUGGCAGAGGUCUUCCGUCAGGUUUUCAACAUAGAGAGCACGGAGAGGUCUGAAGAGGCAAAGGUGAUCAACUUUGACGCCGUCUGCACGACCGUAGCAGGAGACUUAGUGCCUGCCGGAGAAACGCUCGUGCUGCGCCACCCCAUUGAGCAGCUCGGAAACGCCAUUGGGCUGGCGGACGACAAGAGCCAAGUUCGAUGUAUUGCGUCCUUCCUAAACCAGGUGCUCAUCCUUAGCAACAAUAGUCUUUCCAACUGCGGAACGGCGCUGGCUGCCGAAGCGUUGGAGGCGGUGGUGGAGCUCCCCCGCUACACCGACUACAGCGCCGGCGUCAGCGUCAUGGCGAUCCGCUUCACCUGCCUGAGCCCACCCCAUUGGGACUUGUUCGCGGUGAAGGAGUCUCCUUCAUCAGGAUUGAUAGCGAAAUGGUUGCACAAAAUACGGUCCGAGUCGGCUGAUCGGCUUUUGCUGGAUGAUCACAUUAAUUGCCAUUUCUUUGUGCGCGCCUUUUUCAGCAUCGCCGCAACGCAACGCGCCUUCGAGGACACUGCGCCUGAAGAGACGGAGGGCCGCCCAUCGAGUUCCCGCAGCAAUGGAGCUGUAAAGAGCACGGCCGGCGUACAAAAGGAGUACGAAGCUACCGAGUCACACUUUGUGCGCGCUGUUGCCACCAUGUGCAAGUACCUCGACUGCCCCGCCGAAACGCUGCUACACAACUGUUCCACUUUAUUGAGGCAAGACGAGGAGAGCAACAGCAGCGCAACUGCACCCCAAGAAGCGAGCUUCACUGUAGAAGGCGCGUUUUCUUCUCUAUGCAAGGCGUGCGGACAACCCAGGGAUGCCGUCGGAGCAGAUUUGAAGAGCACCGGAAGCGUCGAGGCAGAGCCCAUGGUAAGCAUCAAGCACGUUUUGUUUGUUGUUGUCUCCAACUACACACGCCUUCACUGCGCGGCGUACUGGCAGACCAACAGCGUCGACCAACUCAACGAUGCGGCUGCUUUUGACGAGAGCGAAGAACCAGUGUAUACAUGGAAGGACGAACGCGCGUUGCUGGAGCUCAGCACCACAAUGCCACUUCAUUGCUUGAACACCACGUAUCGCGAGUUUGCGGAGCUCACCACGUCGUGCGCAGGUGUUAGGGACAACAACGGAAACGGAGGCGCAGAAAACGCUUUUCAACAAACUUUUCUUCUCGCCUUUUACGAGCAUUAUAGGGCAUUUUUUGCAGAGCUCAAGCUCAGUAAAAGCGCCGUCGCGGAGAUCGCGCGACGUGCUUUCCAGUACAUCACGAGCAACCCAAAUCGAGGAGGCAGUACUGUGAUCCUGACACGCAAUGACUACAGCGGAUUCCUGCAGUUUGUUCUUGGGAACGUGAUGAUGCUGAAAGCGUACGAUUGCACUGUUCGCGAUCCCGCCACGCAAGCUGGACUUGCGAGUGAUGCAGAAGCGGAGGGGAAGGAGGAGGGGGAGAAGAGAGAGGUUGAGGAGACAUUUAUGUCGGAGCGCGAUCUGCGUCGCAUGCUGGAGUGUUUCACUGGCCUGACGGACGGAGGCGCAUGCAACGUGCCGUCCGCGGAGGAGGCGCAGGCGUGGCUGCACUCGCGUGGCAUUGGCGCCGAUUAUGAAGGAUUUCUCUCGUUGGACAACGCCCUUCUCUGGUACGGAGCCCACCGCAUCGAGUCGUACGCCCUAGAGUCCUUGUUCUGCUGGUGGAAGGAAAAGAUGGCUCCGCGGGUGCCGUUCACCGUAUCCAUAGCCCAUCGUUUUGCACGACUUUCCACCAUGCGUGAGAUCUUGCGCAUCAAGCAGCACCACGAGGACCUGCCUGAGGACGCACCGGUGGAGCUCGAAGAGGACGAGGACGGGUACUUGCCUGUCGGCUUGAUCUCGUACGUGAUGACGAAGCGCAUGCUUCUGGACGAGAUCACGCUGCGAGUCUUCCACACGUUUGAACAGGAAAACGCCGACGAAAGUGCGGCGGCUGGCGGCGACGGUGCAGAAGCGCAGGGCGUUGAUGACGCUUUCAAGGUAGCUGCCUGGGUCAGGUCGUGCGUCCGUGAAGUGAAUGCGGUGGCGCAUCGCAGCGAUCUCGAGUCGCGCGAGGUUCAUCACAGUGACUUCCGCUGUCUCCUGCAGUACGUGCAUCAUUUCGUGUCCGCCUAUGCGGGGCUCUACUACGCGCUCACGGUUCUCGAGGCAUCUCCUCGGGACGGCACGUCUGGAAAGGAUUUGAACCAGAUCACCGGUGUGUCAGAUGAGGACCGCGCCCGAUUGGUGGACAUCUUCCGGCAGAGCGUCCUGCCUCUUCUGUUGCCGUCUGGCUCAGCUCCGGCGGAAAUGACGAGUGUGUUCGACACCCUGCUCAGCGAGGCGUGGGAGGAGAAGCGAGCAAAGGGAGCGGUGGCGGACUCCACGUGCCAAGGUGUUGCUCACGGAAUCGCCGCACUGUUUGUGCGACACACACACGAGAUUGCAGCGCGUGCGCGGCACUCCUAUCUCGACAACCGAGAGACUCAGGCCCUGCACGAGGCGUUCACGACCGAGCGCGCCUUCCUUGGUGCGCUGGGCGGCUACUCGGCCUCUGCGAAGCUGAAGUACUGGGAGCGACUCCGCCUGCUGCUGCCGUUUGGGCCGUCCCUGCGACACCGCGAGCGACGACGCGAGUUGUACCUGUGGAUGGACCGACGUCAGCGCGGCUACCUGACCAUCUCUGACUUGGCCGGCGGAUUGAUGGACCUGGUGCAGCUGCAGUCGUUUCGCGUCGAUUUUACCCCUGUACUUCUGCGUGCCUUUAUGGCAACCAAGGAGAUGACAGACGAGCACGAGAAGAUCGUUUACCUCACCCAAAAUUCGGAGGAGCAGGUGCUGCUGCCUGCAGAGUUGAAUGCGUUCCUCACCUACCUCUACCGAUAUCUGGAACUGUAUUUUAUGUUUGACGUUCUCACCUGCGGCGGGCACGUCCAUCCCGAGACACUGCACAUCGUGCAAAAGAAACAGAGCUACCGCGCAGGCGACGACGGCGACGAGGAACCAGCAAGUAAACUGAAAGGAAAUUCACAUGCAACGCCUCCCAACGCAACAGCAAACGCGGUAAAGCCCCCAACGACAGCAGCGGGGUCUGACACCUCGGCCGCUCCUCGCAGCGGUGCUGCCGCUCUUCUGGAAGCAGCGAAGAAACCAUAUCAAAUUACGUUGGAGGCGGUGCCGAUGAAGAAAGAAAUCACUCUUGCACAGUUCCGCAUGGGACGCCAACUUCUGCGCAAGUGGGGCGCUCACGUCAACGACCCAGACGAGUUGUUUUACGACAUCAACGAUCAACGCCGUAAGACGGAUGCAAUGUCAUUCAUAGGGUUUGCCAUUUGGGCCUCAGAGCACGACCUCCAUCCCGAGGGCUACGGUUACGGCUAUGACGAUGCUGUUGACGCGAUAGCCACGAUGGAGGAGGAAUAUGCUUCCAUGUAA